UAAAAUUCUUCAUAAACCCUAAAAUAUUAGGAAAACGUGAAGAAAUUUUCUGCUUAUGAAAAUUGAGAGAUGGGUCAAUUUUCCUAAUUUGACCCAGUCUCCUUCCCAUCCACCUCCGGCCACCGCGUCUCUGCUCCGUCCGGCUCUCAGGAAUAUGCCAGAAAAGAAGCCAGUGGUUGGGUUGACAUGGCAACCGCAGUUGCCAGUUUCAUCUUCAUUAAAAGCCACAGAUGGAUCCCAUAUAAAAACUCAAAUCGGGGCAUCAAGAAGCACUGUUUGGAAACCCACUUCAGAGCUGGCUGAUGGCCUUUUUGCUCCUCCAAAUGAUCCUAGAAAAUUGAACAAGUUACUGAGAAAACAAGUUAAAGAUACUGCUGGGAAAAAUUGGUUCAACAUGCCGGCUCAAACCAUCACCCUUGAGUUGCAGAAAGAUCUCAAGUUAUUGAAGUUGAGGGGUGCCAUUGAUCCCAAGCGUCACUACAAGAAGGGUGAUUCAAAAUCAAAGACACUUCCCAAGUAUUUCCAGAUGGGAACAGUUGUAGAUUCUCCAUUGGACUUCUUCUCAGGAAGAUUAACAAAGAAGGAGAGGAGAGCAUCAUUAGCAGAUGAGCUGCUUGCUGAUCAAAACCUUGUAGCCUAUAGGAAGCGGAAGGUUCGAGAAAUUGAAGAACAAAACAAACCAGCUGGGAAUGAAAAUUGGAAGAUUAAAGGCAGGAGUUCCCGGAAGCGAGCAAAAGAAAAGAGGAAUCGCUGAAUUUCCACCCUUUUUAAGAUGUAGACACUCUCCUAAAUGCUUUGAUCAGUUUAGAAUUAUUAUCAUUAUUUGAAAAUAUCCUAGUUAUCUGUAAAACCUAUUGAUGCUGCAUUUUUCCUUGUAACAUUUUGGUGUGGCCAUUGUCUUCAGUCUCAAUCUGCUGCAUGGCAAUUCUCUUUCUACUUCACCCCUUUGUAUAUUAAUGGUUGAUAAUCUUAAUUAUUAAAGGAUACUAUAUAAUGAAGUGAAAAACAA
This is a messenger RNA of Lotus japonicus, 1009 nucleotides long. RefSeq names its product rRNA-processing protein fcf2-like. The transcript has 6 exons. Gene Ontology annotation, molecular function: RNA binding. Lineage: Eukaryota; Viridiplantae; Streptophyta; Magnoliopsida; Fabales; Fabaceae. The coding region runs from base 56 to 754 and encodes 232 amino acids. Gene Ontology annotation, biological process: RNA processing. The record is from RefSeq and is a predicted model, not a curated record. Gene Ontology annotation, cellular component: nucleolus.